AUGCCACGAAACAUCUUGGCCGUCCCACCGAAGCGCACUCCUUCCAUUUCCAGCGCACUUACCACUGCCAUUCGCAACUACAUCUCUGAAAACUACACCGACACCCAUCCGGACGCCUUUUCCAACGAUCUUCGCGAGUUUGUCCGCCUACGAGAUCAGAUAAACACACCAGAGGUACACGUAUCCGGCAUCCAGCCGCUGCUUCGCUACCAUGCUCAGCUCGUCUUUUUCUCCACAAAGUUCCCUGCAAACAUCAACCUCUCCUUCCCUUGGUCACUCUCUUUCCCGCCAUCCCUGCCAUCAUGGACGACUACAAUCUCGGGAGCAAUGGAGGCGACAAAGUCAGCCGAGGCAGGCACCGCUUCCGGAAUCUCGUAUGCCACCAGCGACAGUGUGGCGCAUCCUGAUCUCGCAUUCGAACGCGCCAACUUACUCUUCAGCCUCGCCGCGCUGUACUCGGCGCUUGGAUGCGCAGAAUCAAGGGCGGAGAACGAGAGCAUCAAACGCGCGACUGCCUGGUUCCAGAAUGCAGCCGGAGUGCUCCAGCACAUCAUCGACCAUCUUGUCGAGCCGACACGCCAUCUUUCCCCGCCAUCGGCCGAUCUGAAUCCACGCCUGCUCAGCUGCGUGCGAGACCUCAUGCUGGCACAGGCACAGGAGUGCUUCUGGCAGAAAGCGGUCAUGGAUCGUUUGAAGGAUGCCACCAUAGCGAAACUCGCCGCCAAAGUUGCAGACUACUACGCUUCCGCUCUACAAGCUGUCACCGAAGCACCUGCAUCAGACGACAGUACCAAACCGGAUCCAGCAGACACUGCCAAGUUGACGCUUCCUUCGGGAUGGGCGAACCACCUGACAGUGAAGCGCUGGCACUUCGCAGCAGCAGCACAAUACCGAAAGGCGUGCGACGAUCUGGCUGCCAAUCGCUACGGCGACGAGCUGGGCAGAUUGCAUGUCGCCGAGCAAAACGUCAAGAAGGCGCUCGAUUCAGCCAAGAGGGGCGUCAGCAAUGCCAUCACCAGCGAUCUGGAGAGUCUGCAAGCCAUCCUCAAGAACAACGUUGCACGCGCUACUCGCGACAACGACCUCAUCUACCUCGAGGCCGUGACACCCGCCGCGCAGCUUUCGCCCAUUCAACCCGCUGCCAUGGUCAAACCUGUCGUACCUGCCGAAGUGGCUCAACCGAUCGCACACUUGCGCGAUGCUGCCGCGGGCGGAUCUCGAUCAGCGUACGGCCGACCGCUGUUCGCCGAGCUGGUACCGUAUGGCGUCCACCUAGCCAUCAGCAUCUACGACGAUCGCAAAGACUCCCUCGUGCGUGACGCCAUCGCCAGCAAACGCGACGAACUCGACGCCAUUGCAACAUCCACACUCCAAAGCCUCAACCUACCCGGCUCCCUGCAGGCUCUCGAACAGCCCAUGGGGCUACCACCUUCGCUGCUACGAAAGCACGAAGAGGUGGUCGCCGAAGGAGGGCUCGAACGCCUCCAACGCAUCGCACACGACGUAGCUCGGAUCGCCGCUACCGAUCGAGAUACGCUAGCGGAGGCGUUGGCGUUAAUCGAGCACGAGGAGAGGGAGGACGAGUCGGUUCGAUCGUCGUUCGGCGAGCAAUCCGGCUGGGCGCGGCAGAGUAGCGCCGAGGUGAACGCCGAGUUGAAGGCGCAAGCUGCCGAGUACCAUGGUACGCUGAUGAAGGCUGCUGCGUCGGACGACAUCGUCAGGCGCAAGCUGGAGGAUUGGGAAGAUCUGAUUGGCGUGCUCGGUGGCAACGUUGUCGGCUUGGAGGCAUUCGUACCUUCCUCCAACCCGAAUCUGUCUACCGGCGCGGGAGCACGAGGCUCAGACGAACAAGUCACAGCGGUGCGAGCGCUUCGCGAACAACUCGAACACCUCGACGACCUGCUCGACUCGCGCUCCGCUUGCGUCACGGAAGCCAAAUCGCUCGCUGCAUCCGACGACAUCCGCCCGCUCGUCCUGCGCGAAGCCGCCUCGCUCUCCACCAACAUCUCCGGAACCUCCGAAGUCUCUGCCGCCGACUUCGAAGAGCUGUUCGACCAACAACUGCGGAAGUACUCUCGAUACACCUCCGACCUCUCCCACUCCUCCGCGCAGCAGGAAACGCUGCUCAAGAGGAUCGAAGAGUGCAACGCCGCGUUUGUGAAUGCACGCCGCAGCGAUGCGACGAUCCAGCGCAGGGAGAAGGCACUUCAGAACCUCGAUUCCGCCUACGUCAAGUACCGGGAGCUGUCGAGCAAUUUGGUGGAAGGGUUGGAGUUUUACAAUGGCCUGGCGAAGAUUCUGAGCGGAUACAGGGAUGGAGUCAAGGAGUGGGCGAGAGCCAGGCAGGUGGAUCUGCACUGGUUGGUGCACCAGAUGGGAAGGAUGAGCGUCGAGCAGCAGCAGCACGAGGCACCGCAAGCGCCGCUCGCUCAGCCGCAGCAGAUCCAGUCGUCGCCGGCCAGGCAGACGAGAUCCAAAACACGGACUUCGCAGCAGCAACACCAGCAACAAGAGCCGCCAGCAUCACCGCUGCAGCAACAGCCUCCCCCUCCUCAAUGGGGCGCUAUGCCGCCGGGUGCCAAGAUUCAGUUUCGCGACUGA
This is a messenger RNA of Pseudozyma hubeiensis SY62, 2601 nucleotides long. RefSeq lists its product as hypothetical. The record is from RefSeq and is a predicted model, not a curated record. Bases 1 to 2601 code for a protein of 866 amino acids. Lineage: Eukaryota; Fungi; Basidiomycota; Ustilaginomycetes; Ustilaginales; Ustilaginaceae. Gene Ontology annotation, molecular function: protein binding. Gene Ontology annotation, cellular component: endosome. The transcript has a single exon.